AUGCAAGCAAUGUUUUCUAUCAAAGAUAAUUCUAUAUCCAAUGAUUGUUGGUUUGCAUUCAUAUGUGACAUUUAUUGGGAUCUUUUGGAUUAUUCAAUUUGUAUUAAUUAUAGUGUUUUUAGUGGAUGUCGUGAAAUUAUUGAACGUGAAUGUCCAGAUAUGAUGUUUAUUCCAUCUAUUCCAGUUUUAUUUGGUGAUAUUUAUUUUGCUUAUAAAAAAAAUCAUUCAUAA
Messenger RNA from Rotaria sordida, 231 nucleotides. NCBI's taxonomy places the organism in Eukaryota, Metazoa, Rotifera, Eurotatoria, Philodinida, Philodinidae. The record is from the annotation of a GenBank genome assembly.